Puntigrus tetrazona (Sumatra barb) is the source of this 1161-nucleotide messenger RNA. RefSeq names its product epithelial membrane protein 1-like. Lineage: Eukaryota; Metazoa; Chordata; Actinopteri; Cypriniformes; Cyprinidae. The coding region runs from base 125 to 607 and encodes 160 amino acids. The record is from RefSeq and is a predicted model, not a curated record. The transcript has 5 exons. Gene Ontology annotation, cellular component: plasma membrane.
GGGGCGGGCGGGGGAGUGGCCAAGGGCUGAUAGCUCACUGUAAAGAUCCAGUCUCAAACGCACAUCACAUCUGGAGUGUAAAGCUGCUCUCGUCUAGCGAUCUGACUUCUUUUCCUCCGCAGUCAUGCUGGUUUUACUCGCUGCCAUCUUCCUUCUCCACAUCGCCUGCAUCUGUCUGCUGCUGGCCGCCACCAGCCACAACGCCUGGUGGAUGACCGACAGCAUGUCCACUGAUAUCUGGUCUCGCUGGGUUCUGGUUAAUGGAAACUGGAACUACACCGAUAUUCCUGCUCACUAUCCUAAAGAGUAUCUUCAGGCGGUUCAAGCCAGUUCAGUGCUGGCCUGCAUCUUCUGCAUCCUGGGCCUGUUUGUGUUCGUCGCUCAGCUCUACACACUUCCUAAAGGAAAGCGCUUCCUGUUCACCGGAGCCUUCCAGCUGCUGGCCUGGCUGUGCAUCAUGAUCGCGGCCUCCAUCUACACAGACAUCUUCCACAGAGACAACGAACAGGGCUGGUACGGAGCCUCCUUCAUCCUGGCCUGGAUCUCCGUCUGCCUCACCUUCAUCUCCUGCAUCACCUACUUCAUCCUGCGCAAGAAGACGGCGUGAAGAACACACUCACUCUCACACACACACACACACACACACGCUGUCUCUGAUCUCAGAACUGCUCAGGUCGGUCUCCAGCGGCUCAAAGCCUCAUAUCUUACUCAUUAUAUCCAGCUGAAUGUAAUCUCAGAGACUCCGUGUCGUUGUAAAGGUCAUGUUUUCACUGUAGUCUGUCUCUAGUGGUUGGUUUGGGCUGUCUAACGCUCGUCCUUCUCUUGCGUUCUCUACUAACCUUCUGUUCUGCGUUUCCUGAAAGGAUCACGAGCUGAUCGUAACUCUGUCUGUGAUCAGUCUGCCAUGCUUUCGGAAACGCAGCCCUCAUCCUCCCAGCAGCGCACUGCAAAAAUAUCCUUACCGUUUCAACACGAGACACUAGUUUGAUUGUUAGGAUGUUGCUUUUUUUAAUGAAAUCCCUUCACAGUUCAGAAACCAACAAAGUGCACUGAGUUGGCAAUUAUCCUUUGUUUUAGUGAUCAAGUCUGUGCAUAAUUUAAAACACUCUGAAAGACAAAAGAUUUUUUUUUUUAAUAUAAAUGAGUGAAUGAAUGAAUGAA